GACUCAACUAGAAGUACCUCCAGUAAGAAAGCGUGGCCCCCCCCCACCGGCCUGUCGUCAUGACGACCACCCCCGCUGCCCACUGAGAUCCACCACCCGAGUGAUUCAACUCCCCCCUCCCCACCCCUGAGGGAAGCUCCAUCGUCCGUCCGUCCCCCCGCCAGCCUGAUGGCCAGGCCAGGAAAUUUGAGGGCAGCCGCGGCACGACUGCGGGCCCCCCUCCUCCCCCCCACCACGGUGUCCAGGCUGCUGCUCCUGCUGCUGCUGGUGCAGAGCUCCGCGGCAGAGACCCCCGCCGGCUGGGAGGACGUCAUCGAGGACCCGCUGGAGGACUCGGAGGCCGACGGCACCCUCAGACCCCUGACGACGCUGGAGGCGUUGUCGCCGGGCGGCUCCAGGUUGACCCCCCAGAAGUCCUGGCUGAUCUUCAGGAGGAACUCCAACAAAGGGGAUAACCGCAGGACCCGGCUCCACAAGAGGCCCUCCAAGCAUGGACUUCCGGGCCCCCCUGGACCUCCAGGGCCUCAAGGGCCGCCGGGCCCCCCACCCUCCCCAGUGAUCCACAACACUGAGGAGCUCCAGCUCAAACUCAGAGAGCUGGCCAGUUCAGUCUGUGUGCUGUGUGAGCAGCGCCCCCGUGUGGCCACCUCCUUCCACAGCCGCCUGCAGCAGCCUCUGAGCAUCACCCGCCGCAGCCUGUAUGAGCUGCUGCCCUUCACCACGCCGUCCACCUCCGAGCAGCCGCUCCAGCGCGGACCGGGCUUCAACAGCAGCACGGGCCGCUACAGCGCCCCCCUGGCGGGCUUCUACCAGCUCACCGCCAGCCUCCUGAUAGAGUCCAGUGAGAGAGGCACAACCCAAAGACCCAGAGACAGUGUGAAAGCAUCCAUCUGCAUCGACUCUCUCUGUCAGACCAACGUGUCAGUGGAAUCUGUUAUGGGUGUGAGGAGUGGGGGAGGUGUUUUCAGUAUUUUACUGACAGGAACCCUCUAUCUACAGGCAGGAGAGUAUGUGUCUGUUUUCGUGGACAACGCCACCGGUUCAGCCAUCAGCGUUCUGACAGACUCCCUGUUCUCUGGGAUACUGCUGGGAGUGUGAUCACACUAACACAUGGAAAUACGCACACAUACACACAAACACAGAAACAAAAACACACACACAGAAACAGAAACACACGCGUGCAAAGAAACGCACACACACACACGCACACAAAGUAAAAAGACACCUACGAAGAAUACGCUGACAUUCCUUGGUGAACACAACGCUGUCGUCAUGGAAACACCAUCACAUCCAUGAAUCAAACAGACACACACACACACACACACACACACACACACACACACACACACACACACACACACACACACACACACACACACACACACACACACACACACACACACACACACACACACACACACAGAACAUCCAACAUCAAUGUUACAGUACUGACGAACUUCUGAUAGAGAACACUGUUCUCUGGAAGACCACAGCAGCCUAACCGGGCUAAACGACCAAUCAGCACUCAGAGGAAGCCAAAUCCAACCGUGCUGAUUGGACUAUGAGUGUGUGAUGUCACAGAGCGUAUACGGGAUAAUGUGUGACACGUAAGAAAAUUUGUUCAAGCGGCCAUGGCCUCUCAUUCGCUGUUCCUUCCGAUGACAUCAUGUAUUUUAAAAGUAUUUAUUCCUGUUUGGACGUUUUUAAUAAAGUUUUUUUAUUUAAUUAAAGAAUAUUU
Gadus chalcogrammus (walleye pollock) is the source of this 1738-nucleotide messenger RNA. RefSeq names its product erythroferrone. The transcript has 8 exons. NCBI's taxonomy places the organism in Eukaryota, Metazoa, Chordata, Actinopteri, Gadiformes, Gadidae. Gene Ontology annotation, molecular function: hormone activity. The record is from RefSeq and is a predicted model, not a curated record. Bases 169 to 1098 code for a protein of 309 amino acids.